Phaeodactylum tricornutum CCAP 1055/1 is the source of this 1521-nucleotide messenger RNA. RefSeq lists its product with no specific name. The transcript has 2 exons. The coding region runs from base 1 to 1521 and encodes 506 amino acids. The record is from RefSeq and is a predicted model, not a curated record. Lineage: Eukaryota; Bacillariophyta; Bacillariophyceae; Surirellales; Neidiaceae.
AUGGGGUCUUCGGAUGAUUCCAAUUGCCUCGUGCCCUAUGAAAGAUUGACGGAAGCCGCAAUUUUCGCGCGCGGAGAAGACGAAGGUUUCCGCGCCCUAGAGCAACUAAGCAUUCUCUGUGCAGAGAGAUUCUCUUUCGAUUUGGUCGAAAAGCCAGCUUUUAAACCCAACGACAGUGUUAUAUCGCAUAUCCCAGGGUUGAUUCCAAAAAACGUAACGGAGUUAGUCUGGAACAAGGUGUACCAAAUGGAAAGGAAUGGCUGGAUGAGUAGCAAUCCUGAUUCGGUCGAUGGUUUGCCAAGCUUACAUUUGAAUCUAGUUACAGGUGGGAGGCAAAUAUUCACGAAAGCCAGUUGUGAAGGUGGCGACUCUUGCGAGAGCUUUGAAAACGGAAUAUGCGAUUUGAUCGAACUCAUAUCACCUUUCGUCUAUUAUGAGCUUCUCCCGAAAGUCAACGAGUUGCUAAACACAACAACAAUUAAAGUCGACGAUAUUUUUCUUCGUCGAUACGGAGAUGAGCUUACUGAUGGGAUGUCACGCAACGGCAUAUCGGCUCACUACGAUGUUUUUUCUCGCUUGACCUCUGUGAUUGCCUUGGACGACACUGCCGCUCAAGGAACCAACGGGUUGUAUACAACACAGCAAUUAAUUGCGGACACAAAGACAUUUGGAACAACUUCCAAUCACGCUGCACUUCGUCGCUUUUUUCCUUUGCAAUGUGGCGAUGGGGUAGUUCACACUUGGGAUGUUCUGCAUGGUGUACACAUUGAUCCUGGCCUGAAUCGUACAAGCCUGAUUGUCUGGUUUACGGACUCGGACGAGCCAACACAAACGAAUGUUCCAUCAUGGAUUUCCAAACGAUCCGAUCUAGAAAGUAACGACGUGACGCAGUUUGUCCUUGCUAGUUCUUUAGAAAGUGCCAGCAUUUUGUCUGGAGAGCUCGAGCAGCAGUGCAAUAAUCCUGUACCACGUAGGAGCCUGGAAGACGCUACUCUUCCUACAACAGGAGCGUCAGGAGAUCAUCUUCAUUAUUUUGACUUCUAUUUGGAAAGUGCAUCCCGUGGAAACUCUUUUGCCUUGACUCGACUGGGACGAGCCUGCGAAGAAGGUCUCUUGUCUAGUCAAGGACUCCAUCGAGCACAAGAAAUCCUGACACGAUUGCAGCCCAGCAUGUGUUUAGAUCUCCCCGGCGUGCCAGGAUUACACGAGCUGCACAGUCCCAUGAAUCUGGCAAAACGAUUUUGGUUGGAAGGCGCCGUCCGAGGGAACGCGAUUGCUCAAAUUGCGCUAGGGGACGAAUGUAUGAUGGAAGCAUCUGAAACUGGCGACUCGGACGUUCGUCUAUUGGCUGCUGUUCUCUUCGCUCUAGCUGCUCAGCAACCGGGAAACGUGCACGCCUUUGACUCAUUGGCAAGAGUGAUCGAUUUUGAAGUAGCUGAUGAGAAAAUCCGAAACGACGAAGACUUCGCUUCUUCAUUUAUUGUACGAAUCGCACAUAGCGUUCAAUCAACUAUUGGCUGA